AUCGACUGCGCCGAGGAGGACGGCAUCGUGGUGUUCCAGGGCGGCAGCAGGGUGAAGGCAGACGCCAUCGUGCACUACACUGGGUACAAGUACAGCUUCUCGUUCUUCGGCGACGACUCUGCUAUCACGGUGGACGACAACCACGUCGGCCCGCUGUACAAGCACGUGUUCCCGCCGCGGCUGGCCCCUAGCAUCUCCUUCGUCGGACUGCCAUUCAAGGGAUUCCUUUUCCCGGUGUUCCAGCUCCAGAGCAGCUGGGUGGCCGGGGUUCUGUCGGGGAGGAUCGAGCUCCCGUCGUCAGAGCAGAUGACGCAGGACGUGGCGUCCUUCUACUCAGACAUGGAGGCCCGCGGACACUCAAAGAGGUUCACCCACGACCUGGGCGUAGGCACAUUCGAGUACGAGGAUUGGCUGGUUGAGCGGUGCGGGCUGGAGAGGAUCGAGGAGUGGAGGAAGGAGAUCUAUGUCGCGGCGAGAGGCAGGGUGAGGGACCAGCCGGACAGCUACCGGGACAAGUGGGAUGACGACGCCCAACUGUUGGAGCAAGCGCAAU
Molecule: messenger RNA, 553 nt
Organism: Triticum aestivum (bread wheat)
Lineage: Eukaryota; Viridiplantae; Streptophyta; Magnoliopsida; Poales; Poaceae
Product: flavin-containing monooxygenase FMO GS-OX-like 4
Exons: 2
Molecular function (GO): NADP binding; flavin adenine dinucleotide binding; N,N-dimethylaniline monooxygenase activity
Source: RefSeq, a predicted model, not a curated record